Molecule: messenger RNA, 2409 nt
Organism: Phytomonas sp. EM1
Lineage: Eukaryota; Euglenozoa; Kinetoplastea; Trypanosomatida; Trypanosomatidae
Source: the annotation of a GenBank genome assembly
AUGCUAAGGAUAAGCAACACCAUUGAAGAAGCGGUAACUUACGCCGGAACUUUUGAAUUUCCGUUACUCAUUGUCGUACACACUACUGUAUCAAAGCAUGCAGACCAUGCCCCAGGAGAUGCACCUAGAGUAGUGCAUAGCUCUUCCCCAUCAAGCUCACCUGUACCAAAUGACGACCCUACUAUUCCUACGCAGGACGCUGAACACACUCCCGACAAUUGCGGCGUAGAUGACGAUGCCGACCAAAACUGCACGCUUGAUGCGUUCCUCAAGACCAUGGGAAAGACAGCUAGUUGGGACUUUCCCCUUGGCAAGCUGAAAGGUGGCCUAGAGCAACGCGAAGCGGUUAUGGCGGUGCUCACUGAAGGUCGUCUUGCCGACGCUUGCUUUAUACACUUCAUUGAAGAAGGAACACCCGCGUACGAGCUCUUUUCUGCGGCCUAUGGGGGUUUGGCUCUAUCGGGGGGCUCUCCCGCAACCGCGACAGAUGGGCUCCUGCGGGUUCACGUUUUUCCGCCCUCACGCCAGGGUUUUCAGCCAUUGGUUCUGCAUGGCGACCUUCUGACGCCUGCAAAACUCAUUGAAACAGUGCGAAUCGCCCACCACGUUCGGCCUCAGCUUAUUACUAGCAUUAAGGACCGCAUCCUCGAUGAGACUCAGGCCAUGAAUCAGGAGCUUCAGCGUGCUCAAGCGCAACAGAAGCACCGGGUAGACUUGCAGAGCAGGUCGCUUCUAUCAACAGGUAUAGCACUCGCUUCGAAGGAGGAUCAAACCUCCCAUGUAGCAGAGGCAUCCCCUAACACGGGACUGAAGAGUGGGGCAUUGUCGUCUCGUGAUGCAGCCGAGGCAAUGGGAAGAAUGCACUUUAUCCAUAUUGACGGUCUCCCUGAGGGACGCAAAAAAAUGAUGCUAACAUCCCCCAGUAUGACUUUGCGCACGGUAUGGUUGGACGUGUCGAAGCAAUUGGAAGCUGCUGCAGAAAAAGAAUCGUUGGAUGGUGCGGCGCGCUUUGCGCCCCUAAAAAAUGCGAAAGCAAAAUUUUACUUGCAGAUUGGCGAGAAUGCUACACUUCAGACGUCCUCCGACGAGACCAGGGAAGUGUAUACGAUUGAAGAGGCCAGUAAGAUUAUCUUGCAGGAUUUUCCGAGCUCCACACGCGUAUUCGUAAAAUCCCUUGAACUCGCGGGGGCGUGCGAUAGUUCGAAUGAAAAGGCCAAAGAUGUGCAAAUGAACAGUAACCAUAGUCGUAUCCGCCAUGACCCCACGAGCAAAAAUGAAGAAAAGGCUGCUUCCAUGAUGACUUGCGACAGCAUAGGAUGCUGCCGCAAAGCCAUUUCUCAGGAAGAAGCUCAGUUCAAGGUGCCAAGAACCGAAGAGGACGAGCAGCAAACUUCAACUGCUGCGGUUCCGGGUGGUUCCCCUCUGGAGCGCUUAAAGGACAGUCCGAACGAUGAAAAUAGGCAACUUAAAGAAAAUAAAGAGGUUGCCUCAUCUGUGAGUUACAGCAGCAUUGAUAUUCGCUGUAGUCUCGCAGAUGGGCGUACCGAGACGAUAUCAGGCUUGAAUCCUGAGGUGGAUACUCUGAAUACAUGUGUGCGUCCAGCUAUCGUGCGGCAACUCGGCCACAAUAACUUCAUCUUUGCUCGGCCAUAUCCCCCUAAGCGAUUCAGCGUUCAAGAAGAUGAGCUGCGUCCUCUUUCACAAAUUGACCUGACGGUCUCAUCAACGCUACGUGUGAUUCCGUCCUCAGUCGGUCAGAAUCACCAACCCGCUCAGAUAAAAAAUUCCGAACGAGAGACCGGCUCUUCCCAUUUCACCAUACCCACGAGCGUGGCUACGGCGUCAAGUGGAUUUUUUAACCGAAUAUCUCGUCUAUUUCCACGGGGUGAUAUUGCAAGUCGGCACGCGAGUCCAUCAGCUGCGGGCCCAUCAACGCACACCAACACCCAUGUCGCCUCCAGAGAACCCUUUGCCCGACAUCAAGGAAGCACCUCCGGUGGAUUUCAGAGUAUGAGCAAUAUUCUCGCAGCACAGGAAGAAAAAGAGCGCCAAAUGGCCCUAGAGCAGCUUCAGAUGGCGCAGCGAGCCCAACUCAUGGGAUUUCCCUCUUCCCUUGGCUCACGCCACUCAGACCCGGUCGACCAGAAAAAGAAGGCUGAAAAGGGUAAUAAACCCAUGAAUCAUUACUUUGGGGGUGACUCUACCGAAAUGAUAGCGCCGCCUAUGAAUGAUGAGCGCAGUCCGGCAGAAAGUGGGAACGAAGAAAUACAGCACAGCAGUGGGAGUGGGCAAGCAAAGCCAAGAACGCACAUCCCAUUCUCCGGGGCUGGGCGCAGUCUGGCGGACCAGUCCUCAAUACGAGAAUCGGAAGACAGAAAAUCAAAUGAAAUGGGCAAAAAAAAAUCUUAG